This is a messenger RNA of Encephalitozoon cuniculi GB-M1, 351 nucleotides long. RefSeq lists its product as uncharacterized. The coding region runs from base 1 to 351 and encodes 116 amino acids. The transcript has a single exon. NCBI's taxonomy places the organism in Eukaryota, Fungi, Microsporidia, Unikaryonidae. The record is from RefSeq and is marked provisional.
AUGAGCCUUAUUAUGGAGGCGCAUUCAGAGCAUCUAUGCUUAAGAAUGAUAAGGUUGAAUGCGGAUGAGAUGGAGGAGCCACUGCUUCACUAUAUGAGCUACGAAAGACUGGUGAAUACAUACGAGAGAUACAAGAGUAUAGGCAUUGUAGCAGAGAUAGCCAAGCGAGUGUUCGUAGAAACAAGGAUAUUGAUGACGAAAGUAUCAACAGCGCAGUGCAUGAAACCAGGGAGAGAGAAGAGAUGGAAAGGAAGUGUGCGGAGGAGGUCAUUAGAAAACUUCCGACUUCGGGGUGGCAUUCAAUGGUAUUCUCACGCAUGCCGGGGCAUGGCGAUUGGAUUGCAGAACUGA